ACGAGGCUGGACUGAAUCAGUAGAGAGAAAAUGAUAACGAACGGAGUUGAGGACGAAGAGAAAUGGCUCGCGGAAGGCAUCGCCGGCAUUCAACACAACGCCUUCUACAUGCAUCGAGCACUGGACUCUAACAAUCUUAGAGACGCUCUCAAAUAUUCAGCGCAAUUGUUGUCAGAGCUUCGAACUUCGCGAUUAUCUCCUCACAAAUACUACGAACUCUAUAUGCGAGCGUUUGAUGAAUUGAGAAAGCUGGAGAUGUUCUUCAAAGAUGAAGAUAGGCACGGUUGUAACGUCGUUGAUCUUUAUGAACUCGUUCAACAUGCUGGAAAUAUAUUGCCAAGAUUGUAUCUCCUAUGUACGGUGGGAUCUGUUUACAUCAAAUCAAAGGAGGCUCCUACUAAGGAUGUUCUUAAGGAUCUUGUUGAAAUGUGUCGUGGUGUUCAACAUCCCAUACGAGGGCUCUUUCUAAGGAGUUAUCUUGCUCAAGUCAGCAGAGAUAAGUUACCUGACAUCGGUUUUGAGAACGAAGGGGAUGCUGACACUAUCAUGGAUGCUGUAGAAUUUGUGCUGCAAAACUUCACAGAGAUGAAUAAACUUUGGGUUCGGCUGCAACAUCAGGGACCUGUCCGGUUCAAAGAGAGUCAGGAAAAGGAAAGAAGCGAGCUUCGUGAUCUAGUUGGGAAAAACUUGCAUGUUCUCAGUCAAAUAGAGGGUGUUGACCUUGAAAUGUACAAAGACACCGUCCUUCCCAGAGUCUUGGAGCAGAUUGUCAACUGUAAAGAUGAGCUUGCCCAAUACUAUUUGAUGGACUGCAUAAUUCAAGUCUUUCCAGAUGAGUACCACCUGCAGACCCUUGAGAUAUUGUUGGGUGCUUGUCCCCAACUUCAGCCAACAGUUGAUAUCAAGACAGUGUUAUCACAAUUAAUGGAGAGAUUGUCAAACUAUGCUGCUUCAAGUCCAGAAAUAUUACCUGAAUUUCUGCAAGUAGAAGCUUUUGCCAAAUUAAGCAGUGCAAUUGGGAAGGUGAUAGAAGCACAGGUGGACAUGCCUAUUGUCGGAGCCAUUACUUUGUAUGUCUCCCUUCUUACAUUUAUUCUCCGUGUUCAUCCUGAUCGACUUGAUUAUGUGGAUCAAGUUCUGGGAGCAUGUGUUAAGAAACUCUCUGGCAAAGCAAAGCUAGAAGACAAUAAAGCAACGAAACAGGUCGUAGCACUUUUGAGUGCUCCAUUGGAGAAAUACGAUGAUAUUGUUGCAGCCCUGACACUUUCUAAUUAUCCCCGUGUCAUGGAUCACCUUGAUAAUGGAACAAACAAAGUCAUGGCAAUGGUUAUUAUUCAAAGCAUUAUGAAAAAUAACACUUGUAUUUGUACUGGUGAUAAGGUUGAGGUACUGUUUGAAUUAAUAAAAGGGCUUAUGAAGGAUUUGGAUGGAACUCCUGUGGAUGAGCUUGAUGAGGAGGAUUUUAAGGAGGAGCAAAAUUCUGUCGCUCGCCUUAUACACAUGCUGUAUAAUGAUGAUCCGGAAGAGAUGUUUAAGAUUAUAUGUACUGUGAGAAAGCAUAUUAUAACUGGAGGAGCAAAACGCCUAUCUUUCACCGUUCCUCCUCUUGUUUUUUCUGCACUCAAGUUGGUGAGGCAAUUGCAAGGUCAGGAUGGAGAUGUAGUUGGAGAAGAAACUGUGACGCCAAAGAAAAUCUUUCAGCUCUUGAAUCAGAUUUUGUUUCAGACUAUCGAGGCUCUUUCAUCUGUUCCAUCACCUGAACUGGCUUUAAGAUUGUACUUGCAAUGUGCUGAGGCUGCCAACGACUGUGAUCUUGAACCGGUCGCUUAUGAAUUUUUUACUCAGGCAUUUAUAUUGUAUGAAGAAGAAGUUGCGGAUUCCAAAGCUCAGGUAACUGCAAUACACCUAAUAAUUGGGACCCUUCAGAGGAUGAAUGUAUUCGGGGUUGAGAACAGGGAUACUUUAACACACAAAGCCACAGGGUAUUCAGCAAAACUUUUAAAGAAGCCGGAUCAAUGCAGGGCAGUUUAUGCAUGUUCGCAUCUCUUUUGGGUUGAUGAUCAGGAUGGAGUCAAGGAUGGAGAAAGGGUCCUCCUCUGCCUAAAGCGUUCGUUAAGGAUUGCAAAUGCUGCACAACAGAUAGCGAAUGUUACACAUGGUAGCAGCGGACCUGUUACACUCUUUGUUGAGAUAUUGAACAAGUACCUCUAUUUUUUUGAAAAAGGAAACCCACAGAUAACUGGUGGUGCAAUCCAGGGCCUUGUAGAAUUAAUAAAAACAGAGAUGCAAAGUGACACAACCACCCCAAAUCCGGCUUCGGAUGCUUUCUUUGCGAGUACAUUGCGAUACAUUCAGUUCCAGAAACAAAAAGGCGGUGCAAUGGGUGAAAAAUAUGAUUCCGUCAAGGUGUGAUCAUUUGGAGAUUGUAAUGAUGUUGUGAAGUAAGCAUGUAGAAACCGCAGACGCAUUGGUGUGCAUUUGGAGCUGCUGUUGCUGGGGUAAAAACGAGUGGAUAUGAAUCGAAUGAUCCGGUGCAUUCCCUCCAAGAGUGGUUGGUUCUCUUUUUAUGUAAAUAAUUUUAUUUUGUUUUAUAUUGUUAAUUUGAGUAUAUUGUUAAUUUGAGUUUGUGGGUGGGACUUUUGGGGUUGGGGUUGGUAAAAAUCUGUUUCAUUGUAUUUUGAUCAUGGGAUUGGUAAUUGUUUCUGAAACCCGAUACAUUGAAAAACAUUUGUGAGUACUGAGUAGAAAUAAAAAGCUCUGGCAAAAGACCUAUGAUGGACUA
Molecule: messenger RNA, 2782 nt
Organism: Cornus florida
Lineage: Eukaryota; Viridiplantae; Streptophyta; Magnoliopsida; Cornales; Cornaceae
Product: vacuolar protein sorting-associated protein 35B-like
Exons: 22
Coding region: 31-2412 (793 amino acids)
Biological process (GO): intracellular protein transport; retrograde transport, endosome to Golgi
Cellular component (GO): retromer, cargo-selective complex; late endosome; retromer complex
Source: RefSeq, a predicted model, not a curated record